AUGUCACACGGAGUGCCGGUGACGGUCCGACCGGAGGAGGUGGCGGGGGGGACGGUGAGUGACACCGCAGGAGGAACGGAGGCGCGAGUAGAGCAUUUAGCGGCGAAGCUGGCACAGCAGGAGGAGGCCAUGGCUGCUCUCAAGAAGGAGUUGGCCGAACUGCGACGCGGGAUGGCGAAGGUCGCAGGCGCGAGCGGUGCAGAGGCGAAGGUCGCAGAAGCGAAAGGCGCAGAGCCGCCGGGCGCAGCGGCAAAGGGCGCAGCGGCGAAAGGGGCGUUGGAGACGGGGAGCCACGGCGAGACGGCAAAGGGCAAGAACGGGGCGGAGAUUGCCGCGGCAGGGGAAGCUGGAAAGGCAGGACACGACCCCCCGGCGGACAUUCUCGAUGGGAAAGAAAUUGUCGCGAUAGUGGAGAACUUCAUAACGGAGCACGUAGCUGGAUUAAGGGGUGAGCUUGCGUCUCAGGCGGAGGUUUUGCAGCAGCAGGUGGACGCGGUGCGGAGCGAGGCGGCGGACGCGGCGGGCGCGCUGAAGGCAGAGAUUGCGCGGAUUAAGGCUGCGGCGGAACGGCAGGCGGCGGAAGUGGCGUACCCCGGGGGAGGCGCGGGGGCACAAGCAGGAGCGGAGAUGCCCGAGGGGAAGAGGCGGAAGCUGGAUGAGGCGGGGAAGGCGGAGGAGGUGGCGUCUGCUGCUGCGGGCGGUCGCGCACUUGUUGCCAAUCGUGGUUCAGAUGGAAAGCGGGAUGAGAGAGAAAUAAAGGCUGCCGUGCUGGGUCUGCAGAAGGCAGUGGAUGGGCUGCUGCGCAGAGUGGCUAAGGUGGAGGACGGUAAUCGCAACAGAGGAAGGUUAUGGGAGGCGCUGCUGACGCUCUGGGCCAAGGCAGCGCCGCAGCAGGCGGAGAUGGAAUUCAUAGUCGUCUCCAGCCUCUCAAACACGGCACUCUCCCGCCUCACCUCGUUGCGCCAGCUCACCUCCAUAAACCUCAGGAACUCCUCAGGUUUCUCUGCCAUGGGAGUGCGACAGCUCUACUCCCUGCCCGCACUCGAGCAUCUGGAACUCACGGGCUCAUGCACGGACGCUGCUCUUGAAGGUAUUGACCGCGUGACGAGCCUGCGCUCUCUUGUUCUCAACUACAGCAAGGUAACGAAUGCGGGGCUUGCAAGGCUGGAAGGGAUGACGUCUCUCCUGAAGCUGUACCUGGGAGGACUCGAGGCGAUUACGUCGGAUGGUAUGUUCCAUUUGGAGAAGCUGACGGCGUUAGAGGAGCUGUCGCUGCACGAGACGGGAGUGGGGGAGGACGGGCUGUCGUAUCUUACCUCCCUCACCUCGCUGAUUACUUUCUAUUUGCCUCUGGGUGUGACUGACUCGGGUAUGAAGUAUUUGAGGCAUAUGCAGCGGCUGGAGAUGCUGGGGUUGUGGGAUGCAGAGGAGAUCACUGCAAAUGGUGUUAACUGGCUCAUGGGCCUGCCGUGCCUCAGGAAGGUUGGAACGGACGAUUUUGAAGUAGAAGGGUAUAUUCAGGACAGAUUUCCGGGAGUGAUUGUGCUUCCAGGACUACCUUAG
Closterium sp. NIES-65 is the source of this 1563-nucleotide messenger RNA. The record is from the annotation of a GenBank genome assembly. NCBI's taxonomy places the organism in Eukaryota, Viridiplantae, Streptophyta, Zygnematophyceae, Desmidiales, Closteriaceae.